This is a messenger RNA of Salvelinus sp. IW2-2015, 3272 nucleotides long. Its product is annotated as protein PHTF1-like. The record is from RefSeq and is a predicted model, not a curated record. Lineage: Eukaryota; Metazoa; Chordata; Actinopteri; Salmoniformes; Salmonidae. Gene Ontology annotation, cellular component: endoplasmic reticulum.
CAGUUCUGAAAAUUGUCAACAAGCAGGCUAAAAUGAAUCGAAUUAACCCGGAUUUUUUUUUUUCGGGAAGAGCCGUGUCGGUUUGCAUUUCUAUGAAUUCGCCUUGAAAUACAACUGACAACGAGGUUUGCAUUUGGAAAAUCGUUUAAAUAACUGAAAUAAAAUAAAUUGCUCAUAAAUCUUUGCAAUUCCCGCAGUCGAGAUGCUGCUACCUGGUUAGCUGCGCGCCACUCCUGGGCUGAAGAAAAGCUGGCGAGCUAACUUUGCUUAAUGGUAGCUAGCUAGCCUCUAUUGCUAAUAUAGCACUACUGUACUGGUUUCUAGAUUAGCUAAAUGUGCCGCGAAUCUGUUUACCUAUUUUGAAUGGUGGCAAAUUUAGAAGUUGAAACGUGUUUUUGUACGAGUUGAAAAGUAUAGCCUGGCUGAGGUUGCCUGAAUGAUGAUGAUGGCGAGGCAGAGCUAGCUAGUUUGCAAUCCUAUAACGUUACUGCGCCAUCCCACUUGAUACUGCUCCUGGAUGAGGGUUCUAACAGUACAGACUGAUCUUUUAAUGUUUUUGGAAUGAUCUCUAGUAUAGAGUUUCACCCGAAUACAGUUGGACAAUUGUAUCACCUAUCUUCAACCACAUUAUCCUUUGGCUUUGGGCCUGGGUUGCAGUCAGAUCUUAUCUGCCCCUGUGUCCCCUGGAAAAUGACCUGACACAAUCUUCAUCACAGUCAUAAAACAACAAUGGCAAGAAUAGCUUGGUAUCAAGAGAAGAUUGGUGCAUAUGAUCAGCAGGUCUGGGAGAAAUCUCUGGAGCAAGCAGAGUUUAAUGGUAUUGACAGUAAACCAAAGAGGUCUGGCCACAUCAAGACAGACCUCAUUGAUGUUGACUUAGUAAGAGGAUCCACAUUCAGCAAGGCCAAGCCAGAUAGUCCAUGGACAGCAUUGACUCGUAAGGGUCUGGUCAGGGUGCUCCUCUUCCCCUUCUUUUUCCAAUGGUGGAUCCAGGUGACCUCCAGGUCCAUCUCCACCUGUAUCCUGGUGCUCUACUUGAUGCAAGUGGCAGCAUCAGUGUUGUACAUGGAAGUUCCUGCAGCCAGUGCUAGUGAGCUAUUUGGGCCCAUGUGUCUGAUGUUGUUGCUGGGGACAGUGCACUGCCAGAUAGUGUCCACUGAGUCCAACCGGAGCCCCUCAGACAGCCCUGUGAGCAGCACCAGCCCUGCACGAAGGAGGAGGCCAAGGAAGGGUAGAGGAUUGAAGAGAACAGAGGGACAGGGGAARGACGGGGACACUGAGCUGCAGCCUUGGCAGCUGGAGGAAAACCAGAGGUUGUACAGAUCAGAGGAGAGAAGGAACAACCAGAGAAAGUCAGGCUUUGGGGCCUCUGACGAACUUUCCAGUGAGGAGGAUGAGGAAGAAAAACUACCUACUGGUGUAGCUGGAACUAUACCUGCCUCUGUCCUCAGGAAGAGACGCCUUCACUCCUUCUCAAACCCCUCAUCACCUCAGGAGGAAAGUAGUGGAGGUGCCAUGGACACUAAGGUGAAACCUCAUGAAGUGGAGCGCCUUAGGACUGAAGUCUCACGCCCGGCUUCUGACACAGAUGACACAAUAUGGGAGGAGCUUCUUCAGGGGCCUGACACCGCCUCCACUGGCAGCAGUGACAGUGAGGGGGACGGGCGAUGCGGCCCUGGCCUGACCCUCCCUCCGUUCACCACUCUCAGCAGUGAUGAUGAGACCCUGCUGCAGGGCCAUCUAUCGUGGCUGCAGGCGUGCCACCCAUCCAGWGACCGGGUCAGUGUCAUCAUCUGGGAGCAGGGGGAGUGCAAGAAAGCAGAUAUGUCAGUACUGGAGAUCAGUGGGAUCAUCCUCACACGGGUGAAGGUGGUGGAGCAGGGCAUGGGUUACCUAGCCCUGGGGGGGUUGUUCACUGCCACACUGGCACUGCUUCCUUUUGUCUUCCGCCUGGCACAGCAGCUGGACAUGAAGCGCCUGAGCUCCCUGUCCCUGGUAGAGCUGGCUGUCAUGGUGGUGGGGCCGCCCAACACCCAGAUCUACGCCUUCUUCUUCAUCACCACCGUGGAGAGGCUUUGCCUCACAGGACUCUUCUUCUUCAUGAUGUGUGUGGCAGAGAGGACCUACAAACAGCGGCUUGUUUUCGCUAAACUCUUCAACCACAUCACCUCAGCACGAAAGGCUAAGAAGUGGGAAAUCCCCCAUUUCAGGCUGAAGAAUGUUAGGAACAUAAAGAUGUGGCUGUCGCUCCGCUCCUUCCUCAAGAGACGUGGGCCCCAGCGUUCCGUUGAUGUCAUCGUCUCCUCCAUCUUCCUCCUGGCCCUCUCCAUCGCCUUCAUCCUGUGUACACAGCUCCUGAACAGUCACCACACCUUCCUGGACUCGGAGACAAACUGGGAGCUCAUGGUGUGGGGUUCCUCUCUCAUCCUCUUCCUGCUCCGCCUGGCCACCCUGGGCUCCGAGACCAACUGUAAAUACAGCAACGUGUCAGUGCUGCUGACGGAACAGAUCAACUUGUAUCUUAAGAUGGAAAAGAAGCCCAACAAGAAAGAAAUGUUGAACAUAGUGAACAAUGUUCUGAAGCUUGCAACAAAAUUAAUGAAAGAGCUUGACACCCCCUUCCGACUGCUGGGUCUGACUGUGAACCCUCUUAUCUACAACAUCACACGUGUGGUCAUCCUGUCUGCAGUCUCCGCUGUGGUCAGCGAUCUGCUCGGCUUCAACAUCAGACUGUGGAAGAUCAAACCUUAAUGCUAAACCACUAACUGUUGGACAAUGGAGACUGCCAACUCCUACCAUCCACAGCUUGCUAUCUGUGCAAAGUGUGCAAAUCUACUGAGUGAUCGCCUAUGCAUCUCAGUGCCUUCCCUCCCAGGAACAUUGAACUUUCAAUCACACAAUACCAUUGUGGUCAUACACAAGCGUGAACUCUUGACAAUGAAUGAUAUACACAUCCUUGACUACUACAUCUGCUGCAGCAGUUCCAGUAACCCAGUGCCUGAAUCUGGAAUGUCCCUGGAKCUGACCACUUCCUGGCUCUCACAUGGAGAAACAGUAGCCAAUGGGUGCCUUCUGAACAUGGAGAAAUUUGCUGGCCAUUUGAAUGUAAACCAUUUUAAGAUAUGGAGAAAGGAUGGAAUAGGAAACAAGAAUUAACAAAAUUCUUAUAAAAGAAUUGGACAUUCCAGUGUGGUUUGACAUGUACACUGAACAAAAAUAUAAACGCAACAUGCAACAAUUUCAAAGAUAUUAUAUUAUAGUUCAUAUAAGGA